Molecule: messenger RNA, 2526 nt
Organism: Mercurialis annua (annual mercury)
Lineage: Eukaryota; Viridiplantae; Streptophyta; Magnoliopsida; Malpighiales; Euphorbiaceae
Exons: 6
Coding region: 142-1572 (476 amino acids)
Molecular function (GO): acetylglucosaminyltransferase activity
Source: RefSeq, a predicted model, not a curated record
UUUGAGCUACACAGAGUGAACUGAACUAAUUCAUCACCAUCUUCUCUCCUUAUCCAAAAAUAUUUCUUCAUGCAGCAGCAAUGGUGACAGAAAUAACUGACACCAAGCUCCAAACGACACCGUUUCUGCUCUUUAAAUAACAUGCACCAUAACAGAAAACGCAGACGCAGUAAUUCCGCCGCUACCAAAAUGCGAUCUUGCAAAACCCUAAUUUUAACCCCUUCUCGUCUCAAAGAUCUUCUCUUAGCACUCUCCGCUCUCAUAAUCCUCCACCUCCUUUUCCACUCUCCUCCCCGCGCGUCCUUCACACGCUCCACUACCUCCCCCGCUUCUCCCCUCAACCGCCGCCACCUCCUCUUCUCCGUCGCCUCAUCCUCCUCCUCCUUCUCUCCCCGUGCACCCUACCUCCGCCUCUGGUACAACUCCAAAACCACGCGCGCGUUCGCUUUCCUCGACGCCAACGUGUCGUUUGUGGACCCCACGCUCCCUCCGGUCAUCAUUUCUAAGGACACCUCCCGGUUCCCCUACACGUUUAAAGGCGGGCUGAGGUCCGCGAUUCGGGUGGCGCGUGUGGUGAAAGAGGCGGUGGAUAUGAAUCUAGAGGAGGUGAGGUGGUUAGUGUUUGGCGACGAUGAUACGGUGUUUUUUGUGGAGAAUUUGGUGAGAACGCUGUCGUUUUAUGACCAUGAGCAGUGGUAUUAUAUAGGGAGUAAUUCGGAGAGUUAUGAACAGAAUUUGAAGAAUUCGUUUGAUAUGGGGUUUGGUGGGGGUGGGUUUGUGAUUAGUUAUUCGUUAGGUAAAGUUGUUGCUAGGGUUUUGGAUUUGUGUUUGAUUCGGUACGCUCACUUGUAUGGUAGUGAUGCUAGGGUUUUUUCUUGCUUGGCUGAAUUGGGUGUUGGCUUGACUCAUGAACCUGGCUUUCAUCAGGUUGAUAUGCGCGGGAAUUUGUUUGGCAUGCUUUCUGCCCAUCCUUUGUCCCCUUUGCUGUCUCUUCAUCACUUAGAUGCUGCAGACCCGAUCUUUCCUGAAAUGACCAAGAUUCAAGCUGUAAAGCACCUUUUUAAAGCUGCAAAUGUGGACCCUAACAGGAUUUUGCAGCAAACUGUAUGCUAUGACCGUAAACAUUUAUUAACGGUUAAAGUUGCUUGGGGCUAUUCUAUUCAGGUGUUUGAAGGCGAUGAAUAUCUUCAGGAUCUCCUUUCCUUACAGAAGACCUUCAGACCAUGGAGGAGAGGUUCAAAUAUUGAGUAUAGUCGUUUUAUGUUCAAUACUAGAGAUUAUCCUAGGGAUCUAUGUAAAAGACCACCUGUCUUCUUUAUGGAAAGUGUUGCAUCUGUUAGUAAUGGUGUUUUGAGCAAUUACACCAGAUACAGUAUUGGAAAUUGCCCUACAGCUAAAGCCAUUAAGAACCUUGACUAUAUCAAAGUAUUUGCGCAAAAUGUACAGCCUGACGGUGAACAGAUGAAGGUUCCUCGUCGACAAUGCUGUGACAUUUCUCCCACAUUUAAUGAGUCCAUGAUCAUCAACAUUAGGAAAUGUGGCGUUGACGAACUGAUUUCUAUGCGUUACUAAUUGCAGCCUACCAUGGGCAAUAGCUGCUGUACAAAGAGCAGACACAUUAAGUUCUCCAAAUUGGAAUCAGUUUUGAUCGGUUGUCUGGGAGCAACAAAUACAUAAGAGAGAUAAGGCCAGCAUCAGCAUCAGCAUCAGCAUCCUUAUCUCUUGUGGUUACUUUUCUCAAAUUUUCAAGUAACUGGACUGAAGUGCUUGAUUUAUAAAAAACCAUUUACAAUGUGUUGCUGCUCAACCAGGAGGAUUUUGCUAUGAGAGACCGAAUGCAAGCAUUUUCUGAAUCAGAUAUAGGAACACCCAGCAUAUUGUGUUGAGCUAGAAAAGUUGGACAAUCAUCUUUUAGCUCAAAAACUGUAUCACUAUUAUAAAUGUAGAUACAACCUAAGAAACAUCAUAUUGAGCAAGUUGUUGCUUAGAUUUGAAGUAAAGAUGGCAGCCUCGCCUUUCUAUUCAUGUAAGCUCCAUUUCUGUGAUGCGAAGAGUGUUGAUGUUACUUAGCUCUCAACUUCUCAUACCAUCAUACCAUGCUUCCCAUAGAAAAAAAUAAUCAUUGCUGAAGAUAAUACCAUCGAAGCAACUAACAAGCUGAGCCGUAAGUGAGUUGUUGGGAAGAAGCUGGAUCUCUGUUCUGUCAGUGAGAUUGAUCCCCGGAAUAUUGUUUCGUGAGGGAAAAAGUCGCUAGGAAAUUAAGUUACCCGACUUGUUCGCUCACAUCAACUGUUGGCAGAUAUAUUUAUAAAACCAUUGGCUAUAUAUCUCCAAGCUAACUUUCCAAACUUGAGUUCAUUUUAUCAUUUCCUUCAAUUUGAGAAAUGGUAUGGUACAAAUCUGCCAUGCUAUUAUUCAGAUCCCAAUAGUAUUUCUCAUAUCAGCCCUUAUUAUAGUUAGAAAUUAUUCUCAUUUUGUAUAAACCUAUUAUUUGUUUUAUGAAGUCUUGCUAUUUUGGUGGCUGUA